Molecule: messenger RNA, 810 nt
Organism: Pedinophyceae sp. YPF-701
Lineage: Eukaryota; Viridiplantae; Chlorophyta; Pedinophyceae
Source: the annotation of a GenBank genome assembly
AUGUCGCCGCACGACGUGCUGUUCGCCCGCUACCCCGGCGAGGUCGCGUGCAACAAGAACUGGGUCUCGGCGCGGGGCAAGUCCUUCCAGAUCAUCUCCGAGACCGUCACGGUGCACAUCGUCGGCGGCGCGAACGAGCACGGGCACGUGCACGCAGGCUGCGUGCUCAUGGGGCUGUUCGGCCUCGAGUGGACGCCGAGAGUGUACUACCGGUGCGUCCUGCUGCACCGCAUGGUCGACGGGAUCCGCAUCGCGGGGCUGAACGCCGUCGGCGAGGCCAGGGAGGUCAUCGCGGGCAUCUCGCAGACCUACGGCGGAGAGAACGACGCGUUUUUCGACGAGGGGUUCCGCGCGCGGGCCGUGGGCGUCGCGCGCAACGGCGGCGCGCUCGAGUGGAACCAGAAGAUCGCGUACCUGCUCAUGAAGGCCCUGCGAGACGACCUCGACAAACCCUUCCACGUGUCGCCGCGCAAGAUGCCCCUGGACGAGACGAACUGCCUGGUUUUUCCGGUGCAAGUGGCGCUCCGCACGCGCGCGCUGCACUACAAGAACCUCGUGAACACCGCGUGCAGCUUCGCUGACGACGCGCAGCUUGGCGAGAACCUGACCAAGGCGGCCGUGGCGUACUGCGUCGCCGUCCACGAGAAGGCGGCGCCGUACGCGCCGAUCCCCGAGCAGGCGACGGAGAUGCUGAGCCCGGCUGCGGGCGCGCGCGGGCGCAAGCGGGGCCGCGGCGGGGACGGCGGGGAGGACGAGUGCGAGUCAAAGCCGACGGUGGUGCGGCGGAGGAUCGCGGUUGGGAGCGCGUAG